GACUGUCAAGAUAGGUGCCUAGCAAGCCUUGUAGUAUCCUAGCAAGCACCCGCGAGCCCGCGCGUUGAACCCGCCAAUUCUGCAAGCCUGUCAUAGAGUCCGCUUUUUGCUGCAUCUGAGGCAUGCCACCACACAUAACGCUUAAGCGUUAGGAUUCAAGGUGUUUGCGCGAGGAUUCCCGCGAAAUCAUCUGCGACACCAUGAGCGACUCCGGUUGCAGCGCCUCGGAGCGCGAUAGCUCUGCUAGCGAGAACGAUAGCAACUUCUUGCAUGACGGGCUGGGGUUGGGGUACAGCAGGCAGGCGGAGGAGGAGGGCUGUGCGGAUGUGGCCGCCGAGGCUGAGGCCGCAGCCGGCGACGCAGCGGGCGGCAGGGCGUGGAGCAGGAGGCCAUCUUCGGGCGGCGGUGCCCCAGGCCGCACGCUGCAGCAGGGCGAUGCGCUUGUCGCGGAGCCCAGUGGGGCUGUAGCUGCAGCUGCUGCAGACUCCGCUACAGCCACCGCUGCUGUGAUGGCCACGGGCGCCAUGACUACAGCAGCUGCUGCAGGCGCUGACAUGGAGCAUCCAGACGAUCUGGGCCAGGACGCGGCAGCGCCGGCAACUGCGGCGGCAACGAAGGUCGCCCGCCGGCUUGAGAUCGACGGCAGGCUGGGGAGCGGCGCUGACGGUUUCGUAUUUGUCGGCAGAUGUGGCGGCGAGCCCGCCGCCGUCAAGGUGUUUGACUGGGAGAACCUGGAAAGGUGCUGGCAGGAGGAGCAGGCGUACCUGGCCCUGGCGGCUGUGCAGGGGUCCGCCGUCCCGCGGCUACUGCACUCCGGCGAGAUGCGGGUGCCACUGGGCUAUCGGUUCCUAGUCCUGCAGUACAUCCAGGGCGCCGUGCCGCUGUCGGAACUGCCGCAGCCGCUGCCCGAGGAGGUCUGCACCGCAGCAAGGCGCGCCCUGUGCGCCGCUCACGCCGCCUGCCCGGGCCUGCUGCACGGCGACCUGCGGCUCGAGAACAUCCUGCUGCUGCCGCCGGUAGUCGCCGGGGGCGGUGGGGGCGGUGGGGGUGGCGGUGGCAGUUGCAAUGGCGGCGGCGACGCGGCGGAGGCUGCCGGCGGGGGCGUGGCCGCAACAGCAGAUAGCGCAGUGCGCGGCACGGUGGGCAGCGUGACGGGCAACGCGGCAAGUGAUGGAGGCGGAGGGCCGGGCACGGGCGACGCGGCGGCGACUGGCGCUGUGGCGGCGGAGCGGCAUUGCAUGGUGAUAGACUGGGCGCGGUCGCACUUCAAUGGCACCCAAGAGGAGCAGGCGCAGGAGCAGGAGGAGCUCAGGCGCGUGCUGCUGGGGCUGCCGCCGGAGCCCAGUGGGCCUGUAGCUGCAGCUGCUGCAGACUCCGCUACAGCCGCCGCUGCUGUGAUGGCCACGGGCGCCAUGACGACGGCAGCUGCUGCAGGCGCUGACAUGGAGCAUCCAGACGAUCUGGGCCAGGACGCGGCAGCGCCGGCAACUGCGGCGGCAACGAAGGUCGCCCGCCGGCUUGAGAUUGACGGCAGGCUGGGGAGCGGCGCUGACGGUUUCGUAUUUGUCGGCAGAUGUGGCGGCGAGCCCGCCGUCGUCAAGGUGUUUGACUGGGAGAACCUGGAAAGGUGCUGGCAGGAGGAGCAGGCGUACCUGGCCCUGGCAGCUGUGCAGGGGUCCGCCAUCCCGCGGCUGCUGCACUCCGGCGAGAUGCGGGUGCCACUGGGCUAUCGGUUCCUAGUCCUGCAGUACAUCGAGGGCGCCGUGCCGCUGUCGGAAAUGCCGCAGCCGCUGCCCGAGGAGGUCUGCACCGCAGCAAGGCGCGCCCUGUGCGCCACUCACGCCGCCUGCCCGGGCCUGCUGCACGGCGACCUGCGGCUCGAGAACAUCCUGCUGCUGCCGCCGGUAGUCGCCGGGGGCGGUGGGGGCGGUGGGGGUGGCGGUGGCAGUUGCAAUGGCGGCGGCGACGCGGCGGAGGCUGCCGGCGGGGGCGUGGCCGCAACAGCAGAUAGCGCAGUGCGCGGCACGGAGGGCAGCGUGACGGGCAGCGUGGCAAGCGAUGGAGGCGGAGGGCCGGGCGCAGGUGACGUGGUGGCGAGCGGCGCUGUGGCGGCGGAGCGGCAUUGCAUGGUGAUAGACUGGGCGCGGUCGCACUUCAAUGGCACCCAAGAGGAGCAGGCGCAGGAGCAGGAGGAGCUCAAGCGUGUGCUGCUGGGGCUGCCGCCGGACGAGGAGGAUGACGACUGGUAUUAAGCUAGCUAGCGGGGAGCUGGGAGCGCACGCGGCACCCGCUAGCU
This is a messenger RNA of Chlamydomonas reinhardtii, 2296 nucleotides long. RefSeq lists its product as uncharacterized. The record is from RefSeq and is a predicted model, not a curated record. The transcript has 2 exons. Gene Ontology annotation, biological process: protein phosphorylation. The coding region runs from base 201 to 2252 and encodes 683 amino acids. Lineage: Eukaryota; Viridiplantae; Chlorophyta; Chlorophyceae; Chlamydomonadales; Chlamydomonadaceae. Gene Ontology annotation, molecular function: ATP binding; protein kinase activity.